CUCUCACUUGGAGCACAGCUUCAGCAGCCUUUCAGCCGCUGCUCUCUCUGCGCUACUUUUCCUCUUAAACAUAAACUAAAGCAGAUUGAAUAAUGUUUGCUUAAAAUAAUAAAAAAAAUUCUGGAGAUUUUUUUCCUACCCUUGGACAGAUUUCAGGAGGUGAUUUGAGAACCUGAAGACAGAGUGUUACCUGGGCAGUAUGAAAAGGUAUCCAGGCGUCUUUCACUGCUGGGAGAGGAUGCUCGUUUUGUAAAAAACCCCAAAAAACAAAAAACAAACAAACACAAAAAAAUUGCUUACAUUUUUGUGUUUCUUGAUAAAAACUGUAACGCGAUCUGCGACUUUUUGCGCGCUACUUUUAAAACUUUGCAUGACCGAAAUGGAGCGCACCGGAUUAGCUGUUUUAAUGGUUUUAAGUGUUGCACUUAUGCGGGUUGGCGAUGGUCACCAGGAGGCAACAGGUGGGAGGACCGAGGCAAGCCAGAUGGUCCCCGACCAUCAGAUCAGUCAGGGUCACUCUCCCAAAGAAGCUCUGGACCUCUCGAAAACACCUACCACCGGCCAGUCGACAACUCUGCACCGCACGUCCAGGAGAGCGUCAGCAUCCAAAGGUGAAACGGUUCACGCUGCUGGCGCAUCCGGGGAAGACCUCGUCUCAUCGUCGCACGACAGAGCGCAACGCACAGCCAGACACCCGCAAACGAGCAGAGUGAACCGCAGGCAAAGCAGCAAGCCUGGCUCCUCCAGCACAAGACGACUGGCUGGGCCAAAUGUCUGUGUAGGUCAGCAAUGCUGCUCUGGUUGGGCAGUGGCUCCAGGAACCAACCGCUGCAUAAAACCUGACUGCCAGCCCCCCUGUCAGAAUCGCGGCUCCUGCAGCCGACCACAUACUUGUGUGUGCCGCUCAGGCUUUCAGGGGCCCCGCUGUGAGGAGGUGGCCCCCGAGCAGGUGUACAUUCGUGAGCGGGGCACUCUAAGGCGCAUUCAGCCAGGCACCAAACCCUUCCAGAGAGACCCAUCACAGAGAAGACCCUCAGAGAGAAAGGCCACAGACACCAUCAAGCUCCAGACCCCGCGACCUGUGACCACCAAGCAGCCUGCCCAGACUGUAACCCAAGCAAGACGAGGACCUGCAUACUCCUCGCCUCAGCAGAUUGGGACUUCCCGUACCGUGAAGCGUUAUCCAUCGUCCUCUGAGCCCAUAACCUCUAAUGCCCUGCCCAAUGGCAACAGUUUUGCAAACGGCCACGGCAGUGAGAACAGAAACUGGUACUCCCACAGGAACAGACAAGGCAACACCCCAUCCCUUAACGGUCAAAGGUCUCCUAGUGAUAGCCAUUUGCAGGGACAGUUCAACAAUGUGUUGCAUCCAGCAGGUCCAGGGGCUAACCUCACCUCCAAUCUUGACCGGAUUAAGAUUGUCUUUACACCUAUGCUCUGCCGAAGGGUGUGCAGUGGCGGGCACUGCUACAACAGCUGCGAGAAGGGAGAUAUUACCACUGUAUACAGCGACAACUCGCAGCAGCAGCAGCAGCAGCAGCAACAGCAACAGCAACAGCAACAGCAACAGCAACAACAGCCAAAGAACCAAGGCUUCAGACUCUUCUUCUGUCAAAUCCCCUGCAUGAACGGAGGCCGAUGCAUUGGCAGGGACCUGUGUUGGUGCCCAUCGAAUUCAACAGGGAAGUUCUGCCACCUACCAGCUCCACCACCUCCAAAACCCACUCUUCAUAGCCGCAAGGAUGCGACCCACCAGGCAGCAAAAUCACCAUCACAUUCCAUGUACACUUUACCACUCUCCAAUCAGCAUGUGUCUCUCCACCCAUCGCUGGUGAACGUCCACAUACAACACCCGCCAGAGGCUGAGGUCCAGGUUCACCAAGUAGCUCGAGUCCAGCCUGGACAGAGACCAGCCACCACAGAUGGGGCUCACUCUGUCCAGCAACGUUCCCAGCCUGGAAACGGACAUGAACACACGAGUGAACAUAACGGCAGACUCACACACGGCAAUGGCCACUGGAAUGGCCACAUUACAACUUCCAUCCUCCAGAAUGGACACGUUGGCAGAUGCUUUCAGGAAACAGUAGAUGGACAGUGUGGCAAACCUCUGCCAGGGCUAACCAAACAGGAUGAUUGCUGUGGAAGUGUGGGGGCAUCAUGGGGUUUGAACAAGUGCCAAAAGUGCCCAACCAAACCAGCAUAUGCUGUGAUUGCGAAUGGACAAGUGGAGUGUCCCAAGGGCUUUAAACGAAUGAACAUUACACACUGUCAAGACAUCAAUGAGUGUCUGUUGCCAGGGAUAUGUAAGAACGCUGAAUGUCUCAACACCAAAGGAAGCUACAGGUGCACUUGUAAGCCAGGUUUUAUGUUAGAUGCUGCCAGAAGCCACUGUGUGUCUGACAAGGCAGUGUCUGACCACAGGGCCUCAUGCUACCGGUCAGUGUCAUCAGGAACAUGCUCUCUGCCUCUUGUUAAUCACAUCACUAAGCAGAUAUGCUGCUGCAGCCGUGUGGGCAAAGCCUGGGGAAAUGGAUGUGAUCGAUGUCCUUUGCCAGGUUCAGACCACUUCAAGGAGAUCUGCCCAGCUGGUCAUGGAUACACAUACUCACGCUCAGAUGUGCAGAUUUCUCUCAGGCAGCUGGAAGAUGAUGAGCUACAGAGCACAGGAGUGACUCUGGAGGAGCAGGAGCCUGAGUUGCCAUCCUCCCAGCCUUCACGACACAACAACAACCCUCAAACACCCCAGUACCCCCAGUACUCCCAGUACCCCGAGACACCACAAGUACCUCAGUACACUUUGACUUCACAAUAUCCCUCAGAAUCAGGACAAGAAACACCUAAACUGCAAGAUGAUCUGGAAGUUCUGAUGCCGCCUCCUGUUGUGACGGACUCGCCACCAAAUUAUCCAGAGAGCUCUCCAGACUCCCCUGAUUUCAACAUAAGGCCAGAUUUAAAGGAAACAAGCCCUGGAGUUUCCGUCACUGGCAUUAACAAGUGUGCUACUUCACCAAAUAUAUGUGGGCAUGGAAAAUGUGUUCCUGUGCAUAAUGGAUACACUUGUGACUGUGAUCCAGGGUUCAAGCACAAUGCGUUGCAGAACAGUUGCAUUGAUGUGAAUGAGUGUGAAAUAGACCCAUGUGAGGGAAAGGGUCACUGCAUAAACAGCUAUGGCUCCUACACAUGUCAGUGCCACAGCGGCUACAGCCAGGUGAUCACCCAGAACAGGAAAUUCUGUCAAGACAUCAACGAGUGCAGCAUGCCUAACAAGUGCCAGAACGGCCAGUGCGUCAACACUGAGGGAUCUUUCACCUGCGAAUGCAAUGACGGCUACUCCAAAUCAUGGCGAGGCCUGUGUGAAGACGUAGAUGAGUGCAGAGAUCACAGUUCCUGUCCCAACGGCAUCUGUGUCAACACUCUUGGCUCCUUCCAGUGUCAGACCUGUGACUGGGGCUUCAGGCCCAUUGGUGGGAGAUGUGUAGAUAUCAAUGAAUGCUUGAACCAAACCAUGUGCGGUCAUGGUCGGUGUGUCAACACAGAGGGCUCCUAUACAUGCAACUGUUUCCAAGGCUAUAUGCUCUCAUCAAACAGUUUUUGCCAAGAUGUGGAUGAAUGCAUGCUUCCGGGGAUCUGUCUCCAUGGCCGCUGCGUCAAUCUGGACGGCACCCACAAGUGCACCUGUAACCUUGGUUACCAAGUCUCCUCAGACAGCAAGUCAUGUGAAGACGUCAACGAGUGUGCAAGUGGUACAGCAUGCCCAGUGGGGAUUUGUAUCAACACAGCAGGUUCCUACAGUUGCCAGAACUGUGGGCCUGGGUUUGGACCAUCCACUAAUGGGCUGAGAUGUGAAGACAUUGAUGAGUGUGCACAGGGAGGCGUUUGCUUUGGAGGGGUGUGUGCCAACACAGAGGGAUCCUUCAUUUGCACUCAAUGCAAAGCUGGCUAUAGAGUGUCUGAGGACAGGAAGAGGUGUGAAGAUAUUGAUGAGUGCCAGUACCUGUCUACCUGUUCCAAUGGGAUCUGUCUAAACUCUGAAGGGUCUUAUACAUGUGAGAACUGCCCUGCAGGGUAUCAAGUGUCUCUUGAUGGGGAACUCUGUGAAGAUAUCGAUGAGUGUGCAAUGGCAACCACCUGUCCUCAGGGGAAAUGUACAAACACGGAGGGUUCGUUCACGUGUGUCACCUGUCAACCUGGUUUCACAGUUUCUGAUGAUGGACAAAAAUGUGAAGAUGUGGAUGAGUGCUCAGAGGCUAACUUGUGUCCUGGCCAACUGUGUGUUAACACCCCAGGAUUUUACACCUGCAGGAGCUGCGGAGCUGGAUUCCAACUGUCUGAAGACAGUCACACCUGUGAAGAUAUCGACGAGUGCCAGGCUGCAGGUGUUUGCCUCGCAGAGAUUUGUGUUAAUACGGAGGGCUCCUUCUUCUGCAAGUCCUGCGAUCCGGGCUUCAGCAUAGCGCCCAACGGCCUCUCGUGUGAAGAUGUAAAUGAAUGUGAGGAUGCAAGCCUGUGUCUGGGAGGCCAGUGCACCAACACCAUCGGCUCCUAUAGCUGUUUGUGCCCAUCUGGACUGGAGUUGGGAGAUGGGACAUCUUGCAGAAACAUCAACGAGUGUUUAACCAUGGCGGGAAUUUGUGGAGAAGGAAACUGUUUGGAUACGGAGGGUUCCUACAGAUGUGUGUGUCCUGAUGGAUUUACCACCACUGAUGAACGCCCUGGCUGCCAGGAUGUUGAUGAGUGCAGCAGAGAUGAUGUGUGCAUUCGAGGAGAAUGUCUGAACACAGAUGGUUCUUUCUUAUGCUUGUGCGAAGCCGGCUUCAAGUACAACACUGAUUCAGCUGACUGUGAAGACCAGGAUGAGUGUAAAGAGUUUGGAAGCUCGGUGUGUGGUACCUGGAGCUGCAAGAACACCAUCGGCUCCUAUCAGUGCUUCAUGCAGUGCCAGCCUGACAUGCUUACCGGAGACUGCGAUAUUGAUGAAUGCAACAAUGAGACCAUCUGUGGGAGCCACGGCUUCUGUGAGAACACAGUCGGUUCCUUCCUAUGUCAUUGUGACCAAGGCUACACCAACCCACCCGGAGAUAUUACCAGAUGUGUUGACCUGAACGAGUGUGAGAUGAGCUCGGCGCUGUGCGGAGAGGCCCUGUGUGAGAACUUUGACGGAAGCUUCCUGUGCAUCUGCCCCAACGACAAUGAGGAAUUUGAUCCUGAAACCAACCAGUGCCGCUCCAUGGCCGUACCUGACACUAAGCCGGUGUCUACAUCCACUCACAUAACUGAAGAGAGGAAAGAUUGCUAUUAUAACCUAAAUGAUGCCAACUUCUGCAACAAUGUCUUGUCUCGUAACACCACCAAGCAGGAAUGCUGCUGCACAGCUGGCGCCGGCUGGGGCGACAACUGUGAGAUCCACCCCUGUCCUCCUGUAGGAAGAGAUGAUUACAAUCAGUUGUGUCCCUAUGGCAACGGAUUAUUAACUUUUCCUGGGUCUUCUUUACUGGGUCAUGGAGAAGACAUGCGCUACAAAGAUGCAAACGAAUGUGAAAUGUUUAAAAGCGAGAUAUGCAAGAAUGGGCAAUGUUCCAAUUUCUUUUCUGGGUAUACCUGCUACUGUCAAUCUGGAUAUUUCUACGACAAAAUCAGGCUUGAGUGUGUGGAUUAUGAUGAGUGUGGAUUUGGAAACCCUUGUGAAAACGGAGCAUGUGUGAACACAGCAGGAUCGUUCAACUGUUUCUGUAGUCCUCCGCUAGUCCUGGACAGCACAAAGCGCCGCUGUGUCAGUCCCAACACAACAGAAGACAUCAUGGAUUCUGUUCAGGAUGUGCACGUAGAUAUUUGCUGGCACCGACUUGAAGGGGACGACAUGUGUGCAGAACCGAUUCAGGAGCGCAGAACAACAUACACUGAAUGCUGCUGCCUGUACGGCGUCGCUUGGAGUGGUCAGUGUGCAUUCUGCCCCAGGAAAGACUCUGUUGAUUAUGCUUCCAUGUGCAACCUGCCUCGGACAGAAGGCACAGACAGCCUUCGAGAGCGGAUAGGAUACGAGUAUGGCGUGGAAGAGCCAGAGCUUCCCCCGUACUGGGAUAACUAUGGCAUUCCUGAAAGGGUUCCCAUAUUUACUGACAGUGACUACAACAACCCGCAACCACCCUUUCGUGUCCCAGUCCUACGUCCAGGUGGGAGCCAACCCCAACCACUGGAUCGCUAUACAGAGCGGCGUUACGACAGCUUUGAGGGUCUCCGAGCGGAAGAGUGUGGAAUCCUGAACGGAUGUGAAAACGGACGCUGCGUUCGUGUUCAAGAGGGCUACACCUGCGACUGCUUCGAUGGUUACGAACUUAACCUGGAUAAGAUGGCCUGCAUAGACAUAAACGAAUGUGAGGACAUCAGUGACAAGGUCCCCUUGUGCCAGAACGGCCAGUGUAUUAACACGGAGGGGUCCUACAAGUGCAACUGCCUGCCCGGCUUUGUGGCCUCCGCCAAGCCACACAAAUGCAUCUCAGCAAUCCCAGAGUCCACAUUCAGGGAGGCAGAAAACUGAAAGAGAAACAAACUUUUCCUGCUUCCUAAAACCAUCAUCACCCCUGUGCUCUGUCCACCAGAGAGCCCGGCACAAAACCUCCAACAGUAACACUGUUCGUCCAAGCUUUUCUCCCCACAUGUUGCUGGCGGACAUAAAUGUACACAAGCUUUCUCUAAUCCUUUCCCCUGUUACACAUUCAAGAGGACCAGGAACUGCAUUGAAUGUAUUACACGGGAUUUAUUGUUCACCACAUUUCUGUUUGCCUUAAAGGGAUUGUUUUUGAGACUGAUUCUUUCAUAUAUUCAGUGACCCCAGGCAAAUUGAUCUGCUCAUAUAUUUUCCACUGUAUCUUCUCUGUCAAUUCACUUUUUUCGAAGUUUGUUAUUUAUUUUAUUGACAUGAUGGGCCUCUGAAAGUUUAGAGAGCAUUCAGUGUCAGAGGUUCGACUUGAUUCCACUCAUUUCUCACAGAGACUCUGUGAGGAGAUGAAUAAUGUAUUUUUUAAAGAGAAGGAAUUUCUGAAGAAAUCUGUCGUAUAUCGUCUCAUAUCUAUCUGGGUCAACAAACAGAAUUUUUCCCACAGCUGCCUUUUUUCAGGAUUUCUGAACCAAGCACCCAAACUUUCACUUUAAAAGCUCCAGCACCGCACAAGCUUUGACAGACUGUACAUGUAUAUGAGGUUCUGUGAGAUGUUCGGAAAAUGGUGCUCCGAGUAGACUGUUUAGGACCAUUUUCAAAAAAAGAAAUGUAAUACUAACCCCCAUUGCUUUCUUUUGUAAUAGUAUUGAUCUGUUUCACACUUUUAUUUUUUAAAAAUGGAAAAAAAAAACAAGCCUUGUUUGUAUUUUCUGAAAGAAAUACUGAAAUGAGAAUGAGAAAUUGAUGUUAUUUGCCAUUGAAUUUAUUGACCAUUGUCAGAGAGAAAAAGGAAUACUUCUUCAGACCAUGCCAAAGUGUCCUCCACACCUAUUGGCACCCCUUGUAAAGAUGUGUAAGAAUGUAUUUGUAUUUCAUUCUGCAAGCGUUAUUUUUUAAAUAAUUUCUAAAAUAAAGAUACCCUCUCUAAUUAGAUUGAAAACAAUUACAUUUUUUUUUUUUUUUUACAAAAAUACCAGUGCUACACUUAGUGGUAACUCUUGUAUUUCCUUAAAAUAAACAUAAAUUAAUGUUUUACCAUUUGUACUUUUCUCUACAAAGUUGCUAAGAAACUUUUCAGUUUGAACAAUGACUUUCAGUCAGAUAAAGUCUUUGUUAUACCAUGUUUGAAAAAAGUGGUGUAAAAUAUGUCAUUUUGCAUUUGAAAUUUGCCCAAAUCAACACUAAAAUAAUUCACCUGACAAAAAAAAAAUUGCCAACUUCUUUCAAUUUCUAAUUAGUGAAAUUUCUGAGUAGACAGCUGACGACUGGUGAAUCUAAGUUGGGUCCGGAUCCAUAGAUUCGGAUGCGAGUAGUUUUAAGUAUGAUCACCCCGGCUCUCCUCUUUAGCUGCCCUCCUGCCACUGCACACAAAAUUUUCCCUGAACAAAUGUUAUGUUCCUGAUCUGUCACUGAGAAGUGUGCACUCUCUUAUAAUAUUCUCUUAAUGCUAUCUAACAAAAUCAAUGCUAUAUUUGACAUUGCACAUCAAAUGAAAGAAAAAGAGCCACCAUUUCUAGCUUUUGUAGAUUUAUAUCUGUUUGUAAAAAUGUCUUUAAAGCAUUUCUUUUUCUGUAUGAGAAGAGUGACACUGUACCAUAGGAACUCUGUGUAUACCCUGCCCUGUGGAGCAGACUAUGAGUUAUAUAAAUAUAUAUAUUUUUUGCAAGUGGCACCACUGUUAAGAAAUAACAAUUUUGUAAUGCAAGCACCUGCUUAUGUCAAUCACAACAUUGCAGCAUUUUUAAUAACAGUAAACAUGAUUUAUUCCAGUUUUUUUUUAAUGACUGUGUAAUUUAUGGUUUAUAGACAACAUCACCAGACAUAAAUGACUUGUCUGUAAUCAUUAGCAGAUAUUCUCUGUAGCACAUUUAGACCUGAUAACACCUGGACAUGAUGAUUAAAGCUGAUAAUUUAUGCCACUAGCCAUCUUUCUAGAUUUUUAAUCUGCAGUUUUACAAAUGUUUUUAUAUGAAGCCAACUGUCCUUUGCUCUGUUGUUCAAAUAUUUGCCUAAUUUGGACUGGAGACUAUAAAUGCGGUUAAUGCUAAGCUAUUUAAAGUCUUUCAAACAAUAUUAACUACAGACAAAUUAAAUAUUGUAAAGCUGUGGUCAGUAUCUUGACUGUUCAUUUUGUUUACCUCCUGACUGUAAUCUGUAUCAGUCAUCAAAAUAAAUAACAAAA
This is a messenger RNA of Gambusia affinis (western mosquitofish), 8837 nucleotides long. RefSeq names its product latent-transforming growth factor beta-binding protein 2-like. The transcript is spliced from 41 exons. Bases 371 to 6535 code for a protein of 2054 amino acids. Gene Ontology annotation, molecular function: calcium ion binding; microfibril binding. Lineage: Eukaryota; Metazoa; Chordata; Actinopteri; Cyprinodontiformes; Poeciliidae. Gene Ontology annotation, biological process: supramolecular fiber organization. The record is from RefSeq and is a predicted model, not a curated record.